AUUGUGUGAAAGUUUUUUACUGGGUUUGUGUUACUGCUGAAACUGUUGAAGCUAUCCGUGUACUAUGUCAGCCAUAAUAAUGGCAUUUAGGAAAGCUGUUAACAAAGCCAAACUAAGUGAAGAGGAACAGAAACAUGUCCGCGAAUGCUUCAUCUGUAAUGAGGAGUUCAAAGACCCUAGACUGCUGGAAUGCUAUCAUACAUUUUGUUUCGAGUGUGUCAAGGAGUACAUAGAUGCUAACUGCAAAGGAGAUAGUUUCCGUUGUCCGUUAUGCAAAACGGAGUCGAAGCUCCCGGAAAAUGGACCGGAGGCAUUCGAAAAGAAUUGCUUCGUCGGAGACGUGCGGGAAGGGCAAGGAGACGGGAAAGUGAAACACUCGUGUGAUGUAUGUGGUGAGAAAUCUAAGGCAGCAUCGUUUUGUUAUGAAUGUAACCAGAAGCUCUGCAAAUUCUGUGUGACAUUUCAUGAAAAGCUGCAAGCUACUAAGGACCAUAAUGUUGCGGGACUCGACGAGUCAGGGGCACGUAAGGUUAAACGAAAGCCUAAAUGCCCUGCUCAUGACAAAAACGAACUUCAGUAUUUCUGUGAGGAAUGCAAAGAACUUAUAUGCAUUGACUGCAAUAUGACUUCGCAUAAACGUCACAAGUCGCGUGAUGUUGUGGAAGUAGCCGACGAAUUUAGACGAGAACUGGCGUUGGAGAUCAACAAAGACGAAUAUUUUCAGCAUCUUGAAUGCCUUAGUGAUUAUAGUAAGAAUAUAAAAAAGAAACAUGACGCAAAUGCAGGAAGGGAAGAUAAGCUGAUGAAUUCUUUUGAAGAACAGUUGGAAGCAUUUCAAAAGGUUUUAAACGAUAUCAAACUGGAUUUUAUAAGCGAAAUCUCAGAUACGGGAAUGGCAAGUGAGACUGAGGAAAAAGACGGAAGAAACACAAUGGAAAGAAGAUUCAAGUCAUUCGCCGCGAUCUAUUUCUUUAGCCAACUUUUACUAGACCAGGCUGAUGACACGGCUGUUGUAUCACACACAGUAAGCUUAAGAAAGCGUCUGGAGAUCUUAAGCGCUGACAAUGGCAGUAAGAACAAUACACCGAAGGAGGGUGGCAUCGUCUUUGAGCCAGGCAACCUAGACAAAGCAAUAUUGAAAGAAUUAUUCGGGAAGCUGCGCGAUCCAGACAUGGAAGAAGAAGAAAACAGAAAGAGCAACGCACAAAAAGAGGAAUCCAAUGGAAAACCAGAAUUCGUUUACAAAUUUGACUGUCCACCUGGGGAUUGUGUCGUUUCAGGCAUAGCACCAACCGAUAGCGACGCAGCAUGGGUUUGUGUGGGAGCUGAAUCUACUGUGCAUCUGUUUACAGUGGAAGGGAAAUGUGAAAAAACCGUAAUGUUUAGCCAUGUGCUGGACGAUGUUACUUUCAUGAGUGGAAGAGGAUAUAUUACAUCCAACGGAGCGAACAUGGUCCGUACAGUGGACACGACAGGUCGAAAAUCUGUAUACACAAAAGCGGAAAUGUGCAUUCGAGGUAUAGUAGCGGAUACAACAAAAAAUAUCAUUUUUGCUGGCUGUGUCGAAAAUGAUGCGUUCUUUGAUGUUAAGCCUGGCGACAUUUCGUCAAUACUUUCAAUAGAAAAAGGUAAAGGAAUUACUAGCAUACCAAUGAGCCGUGACGUUCCGUAUCCAGCAAGGCUUGCUUUGAAUGGAACAGGUAACAUCGUCAUUUCCGAUUGGGUUGCUCAGGCUGUUAUGAUACAGGACGACGCAGGUAAAGUGAUGGCUUGCUACAAAGGAGAUAAAGACAACAGCGGAAACAAAUCUGAUUUCAAUCCACGCGGCAUAUGUGUAGAUGAUGAUGGGAACAUUUACGUUGUUAAUAUUGAUACUGAUACCAUUGAGAUGCUUGACUCUUCAGGGAAAUACCUCAAGGAUAUCCUAGAUACAGGUGAUGAGUUAAGCAGUCCCUGGUCCGUUGCAUGUGAUAAAUCCAAUCGGCUAUGGAUCGGCUCACAAAAUGGAAACAUUAUGAUUUUUAGCUUGUCGGAACAGAAUGGUACCGAGAAGGAACAAACUGCAGAAACGACAAACAGCGGUAAUGGAAGGGGAUCUACCUCAGGCAGCUCUGGUAGAAGUCAGUCUCGAAACGGGAAUGAUCAAUCUGGCUCAUCAACUCCCGAUCAGAGAAACCUAUCGAGAAACAAGAGUGGAUCAGAGACUAGCUCAAAGGACGGAAGUCGUGACGGACAUUCUAGGGCCUCAACUGGAAGUAACAACAGUUGCAAAUGACAAUAACAUGUAACAGUAGCAGACAAUGACGACAUUAGCUUGCAUACAAAUAGUUUUAAGGUUUUUUAGCUCAACUUUAAAUAUACAUUUGAAUGAGUAUAGUAUUGACCACAACAGCAGGCCUUUGAUGUUAUGAUAUCUCGAUCGUUUGUAUUUAUCUAGAUUAAGCAUCUACCUCUGUAAACAUACUCUAUGGUCAUGUAUUCAACAUCAAUGUUUAAUCUUAAUGUACAUUAAGUUGGCGAUGCCCCAAUAUAUCAACUUAAAUGAUAUAAAAGUAUAGAAUAUGUAUGUAUGUCUGUCAUUGACACCCUUAUAAUGUAUAUGGGCUUACUUGUUUUACAAUUUUGGCAGGUACCGAUAGGAAUAACUAUGUACAUUUUGUACCUAUCAUCGUGAACAUUUUAUGUAUCGGUAAUAUUGUGUACGCGGCUUAAGUUUUCAUAAAAUAGAUUUGUUCAUGACAUUAAACGAAAAAAUACACCGUUUAUAAUGUGAUGCCUACUGCAUAAAUCACAUUUUUUUUUUUUAAUGUUCAAUCAUUUGUUUCAAACCAACAUCACUAUAAAUGAAGUUGAAACAAAGAUUGAACAAGGCAUCGCGAAACGAUACUAAUCCGCUCACGGCAAACUUUGACGAUGAACAUGAAUUAUAAAUUGAACAGGCCGACACAAGUGAAAUGUGAUCUGUUUUAUUAACAACAAAUUGAUACUCAACUGCAUUUGUAUUUGAACUCCAGGUAUGAAAGAAAAGAUGUGAACAUAUAUAGUGCCAUCAAUGAAAGUGAUAUCAUGUAGCACUCAGAUAAUUUAUCAAACAAUUGACCAUGACUCCAUGCUGCAUAUGUCAUCAUUGCGCUGAGCAGUUUUUCAAGUAAUGUCAAAAACUGAUAUAAAAAUGAAAAUUUGCAUUUCAGUGUUUGUUUAAAAUAAUCU
Messenger RNA from Pecten maximus, 3210 nucleotides. RefSeq lists its product as uncharacterized. NCBI's taxonomy places the organism in Eukaryota, Metazoa, Mollusca, Bivalvia, Pectinida, Pectinidae. The transcript has a single exon. The record is from RefSeq and is a predicted model, not a curated record. Gene Ontology annotation, molecular function: zinc ion binding. The coding region runs from base 65 to 2275 and encodes 736 amino acids.